GCUUUGAACUUACUAAGCGACCCCAACCGCGAAACAUUAAAAAUGUCAAUACCUCGAUUAAAUCUGGUUGUAGCAAUAUGCAACAACAACGGUAUCGGUAUAAAUGGAAGUCUGCCAUGGAAAUUAAGGAAGGACAUGGACUUUUUCAAGACAAUAACCAUGACAACUUCAGAUCCUGAAAAGCAGAAUGCAGUGAUCAUGGGCAGGAAGACCUGGCAGUCCAUUCCAGAGAACUUUAGACCACUUAGGAACAGGAUUAACAUCAUCCUGAGUAGAGACAUGAACAGUGCACCAGAUGGUACACAUGUGGCCCGAAGUCUGCCCGAUGCCUUGAGUCUGUUGUCAACAGAAGAGCUUGCAGACAGAGUAGAGAACAUACACAUCAUAGGUGGCAGUUCAGUAUAUCAGGAAGCAAUGACAGGAUCCUACCCAUGUCGUCUCUAUCUGACCAGAAUACUGGCAGACUUUGAGUGUGACGCCUUCCUGCCUGAAAUAGAUGACAGCUCCUUUACCAAAAUAAGAAACCCCGACAAUGUCCCUACAGACCUCCAUGAAGAGAAUGGACUCAAGUUCCGCUUUGAAGUCUAUGACAAGCUGUGAACAUGUUCUCAAUAUGUGACGAGAAAUGCACAUAAUCUGUGAUGCAGUAAAAGUUCUGUCCUUAAUUCACCACUGUUGGAGAAGCAAAGUGAAUUGUAUAUGACUUGCCCAUAUAAAUGCAACGUCAAAACCGACCUUGAUAAUAUGCUGUUCUUUGUUAUUUAACGGUGGGAGAUUAGCUGGGUAAAUGAAGUUGGUUGUUGUGAAUAAUGUUUAAGACAUAUACUUGUCUUUAUGUCCAAUUAUGUAUGACCAUUCAACCAAUUGCACAAUGCAUUAAUAAAACAUUGGCAUGUU
Molecule: messenger RNA, 897 nt
Organism: Dreissena polymorpha
Lineage: Eukaryota; Metazoa; Mollusca; Bivalvia; Myida; Dreissenidae
Product: dihydrofolate reductase-like
Exons: 6
Coding region: 43-600 (185 amino acids)
Biological process (GO): glycine biosynthetic process; tetrahydrofolate biosynthetic process; folic acid metabolic process
Cellular component (GO): mitochondrion
Molecular function (GO): NADP binding; dihydrofolate reductase activity
Source: RefSeq, a predicted model, not a curated record